UCAGUGCUGCCAGCCGCCGCACAAAAGAAGUAGCCGUAUCGGAUGUAAAAAAUUUUGCUAAAAUAAAUUGAAUUAGCUUUAUAAGCUAAAAUAAAAUAAAUAAUUACGCGAGCACUUGUCACUUGGAAGCAAUAUGUAUUUAAAUUAAUUAAAAAACUCCACUGUUUCCGGCUGACGAUCUAUAAAAUAGUUCAAUUUGGUUAGAAAGAAGCUGAAUUGGCAACACUGCAGCUGAAAUGUAAAUAAUAAAUAAACAAAUAAUUGUUAGGCAGUAAUGUUCACAUACGUAUAUAGUUAAUCGUACGCAUUUUGUAGUAUCAUUUAAUUUUAUAUGCAUAAUUGCACAGCAUACGAGUUUAUCUUGUUGCGACCAGCAUACUAGCCUUAUAUAUUUAUCGCAUACUCGCGUUGCGCUCAUCUCUAAUUGCCGGCAAAAACUUUGUUUGUGUAGCAAUAGCAACUGCAUUGGCAUGACUUCCGUUGAGGAAAAUGAAAUGUUUAUGGUUAAAGAGGCGCAAAGCGUGCGCAAAAGUGAUCCCAGCGCGGCCAAGGCAUGGAUUUUAACUGCCAAGACGCUUUAUCCGAAUGCAUUCAAUGUGCAAUACGAGGCCUACCUGCUGGAGCGCGACAGCAAGAACAGCGAGGAGGCGGCCAAGUGUUUCAGUGUCAUCGCCAGCAACUUUACCAAUCAGCAUGCGGAGCUGUGGCAGGAGGUGAACGCUCUGACCAAUGCGCUGCGCAACGAGACGGAAAACACGCCGGAGCAGGAGUUCUAUGUGAAGAUGUACAAGCAUCUGACGCCGGAGGUGCAGCACAAUAUAUUUGUGCACACGAUCAGCAAUUGUGGCGAUAAUUUACAGCAGUGCAUACACAGCUAUAUACUUAUGUUCAACAAGUUCCCCAAAACGGCGGCAACGCAUGCGCCACGUUUGCUGGAGAUGCUCGCCGAGGGCAUGAAAGCCGAUCCGGAUGUGUAUCAGCGCAUGCUGGUCGAGGAGGUGCUGCCUUUGAUACAGAAUAAGCCGCCAGAGCUAAAUCCGCUGCUGGCCUGCCGCCUGUACACUAACUCCCUGGAGUAUUGUCUGCGCCAGAUCAUGGACGAUGAGAAGUGCGACACAACGGAGGCAUGGAAGAACAUAUUCAAGGUGCUCAUGCUUUGCGGCCAAAUGAUGGGCUGGGAGGCCUUUCUGCCCUUCAGCAAGCAGGUCAAUCAGAAUGUCUAUUGGGACAAAUUGGUGAAAAUUCUGCGCAGCAGUCCAGCUGGCAGCUCCCAGGUGCUGUUCUAUGCCACCACGCUGUUUAUUUACUCGCUCCACGGCUACAUACGCAAGCUGCGCAUAGAAGAUGCCGAUGUCAAUCAUGUGCUUGUGGAGGGCUUUAUUGAUUGGACGCCGGAGGGUGGCGAAGUGCAGAGCAUGGACUGGACACCGGAUGGCGGCGAAGUGCAGAGCAUGGAGCCGCCGAAAUUUUCGGCAACCACAGCAAUAAGCCAAGAGCUAUCCGAAGCCUUUCUCCAUGCCGCGCGCUGCUGGCAGCUGCUCAACACAGAACAGUUCCAGCGCGAUUUCAGUCAGCUGAUGUUGGCGCUGCCGCUGGCGCCGUGGAUAUCGCGCUUCCUCUUCGAUCUGGCCAUCUACUUCGGACAUCGCGAUGAGGCCAACAAGCUGAUGGCCGACAUGACCGCUCAGAGCACCCUGGUGCAGAGCCUGCAAAUACUAAGCUUGAAUCUAAUGCAGGGCAGCAUGACGCUUCAGGGCUUUCAGUGCAUACUCAAGAUACUCGCCGAGCUGCCCGCCACCAGUGGCCAGCUAUUGGAGAACAUCAGUCUGAAGAGCCAUAGGCACAUGAUCUUUCUGCCGCUUACCAAAAUAGCGCUCAUCCAGUAUUGCACACGCGCCAUAACCAGUCGCCUGAGCCGCAUGCUUUUCGAGCCCAACUGCUCGGAUCGGCUGUUGGCCGAUCUGUUGGCACUGCUGCAGCUGAGCCCCGACAAGGAUGUGCUGCUGAAGCAACACAUUUUCAAUCUGAUCACGCAACGCAAAUCCUUCAAUCUGCACAUCCUGUCCAACUAUAUCAUUGCAACGGACAUCAUCGAGGAGCUGGCCUUCAUAUGGAACUCGCAACAGCAGGACGAUGCCAAUUUUGAGCUAACCGGUUCGCCCACCGGUAGCAGCAGCAGCGGUGCACCUGGCGCCACAAACGCCGCAGGCGCUGCACAGCCACGACGCAUUGGCACACGCGGCGCCGACAAGGGCGCCCGCGAUGAAUUCAAGUCCUUGAUACGCCAGCAAAUCGCGCGCUGCAACGAAAAUGUGCCCAAUCUGGUUGCCAAUUUCAUCACACAAGAGCAACUGACGCUGGCGCAGCACAUCUUUGGCAUUGCGCCGCCCGUCGAAACAAUUGUCAUCAAGUGAAGCGAAUCUUGCGUGGAGUGGAACGAAGUUGUUUCGCACUUGAAGCUUUUCAUGUAUUGUAAAUAUAAAUGUUAAGAUAGAUCGAUAUAUUUAUAUAUAUUAUUGAUUAUGUAGCUCGUAAGAAAUUGAAGGAAAUUUAAUUGCAAUGUAAAAUGUAUGCUAGAUAUAUGAAAUCCCCGAAAAGAAGCGACUAGCUUUGCACUUAAAUCAAUUUUAUUUUAAUUGUCUAAAAAUGUUUACAAUUUCUGUGCCUAUAAAGCCGAAUGUCUGAGGCUUACGCAAAGUUCUUAUAUCAUGACAUAUGCUUUUACGUAUCUAUAAAAACUUAACUCGCCUGGAUUUAAGGAAAAAUUAAAUAGAUUUAAGUGCUCUAGUCGCAAGUAGCCGACUAUGAGAUACCCUGAGGACAGCGCUCAGCUGCUUUUCUUCUGGAAUUUGUUUAAAGAAUCAUAACAAUUGUUUUAAAAUUGAGACUAGUUUCCAGUUGAAAAGUUGUUUUUAUUUUAAUUACAACAUUUAAUAACAUAAAAUUUAUAACAAAUGUGAGAUGUUUCUUUAAUCCUAUACAAAAUAGGAAAAGAGAGAUUCUUGUGCAAAGACUUAAACUAUA
Messenger RNA from Drosophila novamexicana, 3024 nucleotides. It is a transcript of the gene IntS10, whose product is annotated as integrator complex subunit 10. The record is from RefSeq and is a predicted model, not a curated record. Gene Ontology annotation, biological process: snRNA processing. Bases 471 to 2414 code for a protein of 647 amino acids. The transcript is spliced from 3 exons. Gene Ontology annotation, cellular component: integrator complex. NCBI's taxonomy places the organism in Eukaryota, Metazoa, Arthropoda, Insecta, Diptera, Drosophilidae.